GCCUAUCUGUAGACUACAUAAUACACACUCUUUCUGUACCUACAGACAUUGCUGUCUGACAGCCCCAAACACUGGCGCAGGAGACUACAAGAAUAGUUAUUUUCUACCUGCUAAGAACUGGACCAACACACAGCUAACGCUCCUUUCGGCUUCAUUUGAAGGUUGUUGUUCGGGUUUAACCUACCUUUGGCUGUAUCACCCCUAACCAACCCUAACCUCACCAGCACCGCCACGGGGACUUUACCAUAACCCUGAAGGGAAACGGGUCCUGCCGGUGUUCCUUCCCCAGGACAGCCUCUUUCUCCCCCUCCCCUCUCUAUCGCUUUCCCCCCUCUUUCAGCCCUCCCACACAGAUGCACCCCGCCGCCCAGCUCGACAGGAGCGAUGGGAUGUGUCAACUAGUAGAUGACACAGUCCUGGACCAUGUAAGGGAGCUGAAGGCGCAAUCUGCAGUGUUUCUACCGGAGAGAGCGACGGGGAGAGUGAGGGAAGAGGAGGAGCGAGGAAUGGGCAUGGGGAAGAAUAUCACCUCUAAGUCGAUGGAGGGAGAAGGGGCGAAGUAUGAGGAGGAGAACAAACACAGAGCAGACUUCUACCCCAUUCCGGUGGUGGUUAACGGAGUGGGACAGGCCGCUGGAGAGCAGGACACUGAAGACACUGAGCUGAUGGCCGUCUACACUGAAGAGAACCAGGGAGGAGAGAAAAGUUCCAUGUCGGAGACUUUGGACAGUGCAGACAGUAUGGACGCCAGGAGAAUGGACAUGAUCUACACCAUUGAAGACACUCCUCCCUGGUACCUGUGUAUAUUCCUGGGCUUACAGCACUACCUGACAUGUUUCAGUGGUACCAUUGCGGUGCCAUUCCUGCUAGCUGAAGCCAUGUGUGUAGGGUUUGACCAGUGGGCUACCAGUCAGCUCAUAGGAACUAUCUUCUUCUGUGUGGGAAUCACCACCCUGCUACAGACGACACUGGGCUGCAGACUUCCUCUGUUCCAGGCAAGUGCCUUUGCCUUCCUGGCUCCCGCCAGAGCAAUCCUGUCACUAGACAAGUGGAAGUGCAACGCUACAGUGGUUCCUUCCAUGUUCAACGAGACUGAGCUGCUCAACACUGAACACAUCUGGCAUCCCCGGAUACGAGAGAUCCAGGGGGCUAUCAUUGUGUCGUCUCUGAUAGAGGUGUGUAUUGGCUUCCUGGGGCUCCCUGGGCUCUUGUUGAAAUACAUCGGGCCCCUAACUAUCACCCCGACUGUGGCCCUCAUCGGCCUGUCUGGCUUCCAGGCUGCAGGGGAGAGAGCAGGGAAACACUGGGGCAUCGCCAUGCUGACUAUAUUCCUGGUGUUGUUGUUCUCUCAGUAUGCGAGGAACGUACAGCUUCCUCUACCCAUCUACAAGGCUAAGAAAGGUUGGACCUCUUAUAGAUUACAGCUCUUCAAGAUGUUCCCUAUCAUCAUGGCCAUCCUGGCCUCAUGGCUGAUUUGUUUUAUCUUUACCGUAACCAAUGUUUUCCCACCGGAGAAAGACAAGUACGGUUACUACGCCCGCACCGACGCACGCCAGGGGAUACUGGCAGCCGCACCCUGGUUCAAGAUCCCCUACCCUUUUCAGUGGGGUGUUCCUACGGUGACAGCGGCGGGGGUGAUUGGUAUGUUCAGUGCCGUGGUCGCCAGCAUCAUUGAGUCAAUUGGAGACUACUAUGCCUGUGCCCGCCUCUCCUGUGCCCCCCCACCCCCCAUUCACGCCAUCAACAGGGGUAUAUUUACGGAAGGUCUCUCCUGCGUGUUGGAUGGGCUGAUGGGGACAGGAAACGGCUCUACUUCCUCCAGUCCUAAUAUAGGCGUGCUAGGCAUCACUAAGGUGGGCAGCCGGCGUGUGAUCCAAUAUGGUGCUGCUAUGAUGCUACUGCUAGGGCUGGUGGGUAAAUUCAGCGCAUUGUUCGCCUCCCUGCCUGACCCUGUCCUGGGGGCACUGUUCUGUACCCUGUUUGGGAUGAUUACAGCUGUGGGACUGUCCAACCUGCAGUUUGUAGACCUCAACUCCUCCAGGAACCUUUUUGUUCUGGGCUUCUCCAUUUUCUUUGGCCUGGUGCUGCCCAGCUACCUCAAACAGAACCCUCUGGUCACUGGUAUAGUGUCGAUUGACCAGGUGUUGAACGUCCUCCUGACCACAGCCAUGUUCGUAGGGGGGUCAGUGGCAUUUGUGCUGGACAACACUAUCCCUGGUACGCCGGAGGAGCGAGGGAUCAGGAAGUUGAAGCGUGGGUCGGGACCCAGUACUGCGGAGCUGGAGGGGAUGAGAACCUACGACCUCCCGUUCGGCAUGGACUUCCUGCGCCGCCACACCGUCUUUCAGUACUUCCCCAUCAGCCCCACCUUCAGUGGCUACCAGUGGGGCGCGAUCCGCAAGGCCUGCAGACUUAGGGGGGGACGGGGUGGGGCAGGGAAGCCAGCAGAGAUGGAGGGAAUCACAGAUCCAGGGGAGAGCGGGGUAUAGCAGACUGGUAGAACCGGGCUGGAGGGAAGAGAUAUGGAGUUUGGUACCAUGGAAGGAAGGGAGGGGUGGAGGUUUUUGGGUAGCGUCAGGGCAGUGUGACAUGCUCAACCCUGUCUUGUAUGUAUGUGUGUCUGUAUAACACUGUCUAUGGCCUAUUCAUGCUGUUGUUAGCAUGUUAUACCAGUGUUGUUACCAGUGUCAUGAGCGUGUAAUAACAGAUGUCCUUAUAGGGAACGUUUCAGAUGGAGUUGCAACAUGCUCUUGUCUCUGCCUAGUAUGUGAGUGAAAGAGCAUAGGAAUGCCUUAGACAGCCCAUUAUUGAGGUCCCUCUCUUCCCAUUGCACUAUUUCUUCUAGAUCUUCAGUUAACACUUAUUUUCUCAGUUAACCUGUCUACAUCAGUCAAUCUGUCUACAUACAUUCCAAGGGGAAUGGUAAGAAAAGGUUUGUUCUCUGCUGUUUAACCAAAAUACUCCGAUGUAUUACACUCCCAGUGGCCUCUCUGUGUGUGUGCGUGCGUGUGUGUAUGCCCACCCAUGACAUUGUGAUGGGGUUGAGUGUGUCACUUGCGCUGGCACAUUUCUUGUUUCCGGACAGAUGGACAGAGACAGACAGACAGAUGGAUGGACAGUAUCUCGUUUACGGCAAAAGUUUAAAGCUGAAUGAUUGACACCUUACAGACCCAUUGAGAAUCAGACGCAGCUGGUCAGUCAGCCCUGUUUAGCAAACCUACACUUCCCACGGUGGUUAUGGGAAAUGUAGUCUCCUGUUGAAAGGGGAUUGGAUGGAAUUGAGGCUUUAUGAAAAUUCACAUUAGACCAAUAAUUGGCCUGCAUACUAAAUGUACACACACACACACAUACACACAGGCAAACACAAGCAAGGCAAGGUCAUGCAGAUACGGUUGAUGAAAGUGGUAGACCUUAGCCAUGCAAAGUGAUUGUGGUGUUCGUUUUACAUUAGAGUUAAUGCACAUUUUGUUUACUGGAACCUGCCCCUCUAUUUGGCUUCUAUUACGCGUUUAAGUCAAACACACAAUUAUGGCUGUUAUGGUGACCGCAUUAUCACAACACCGGCAGUCACAAGUCAUGACCGCAGUCAAAUUCCACGUGACCGCUGAGUCAUGGAAACCAAAACUGAGCUUUGAUGGUCAUUAAUAGCCUACCAAAUUUGCUAAAAGUCACUAAUAGCCUUGUACUCAGCGAUGUAUUGUCCCUCUAAUCACUCUGACAUCAAUGCAAAUGCAAUCAAAAAUUAAAUGAAACAAUUAAUGAGAGCCCUGGAAUUCAGAGUUGGAACGGAAUAGGAUCACCUUUGUGCAGCUAGAUAGAGCCAGCUCCUCAUAGCUCAACCUGAACUCAAGGGUAGACAUAACAUAGUAAAUGUCAAUACGAGACACUCCAUUUAGUAUGACAUGUUACAUUUCAUAUGGCAUGCAUUAAUUUGCUGUGAUAACCAUACCAAACGUAACAUAUACUAAUUACUGUCCCAGAAAUACGUUUACUACACAAGAUGACCAAAAGUAUGUGGAAACCUGCUCGUCGAACAUCUCAUUCCAAAAUCAUGGCCAUUUUUAUGGAGUUUGUCCCCCCUUUGCUGCUAUAACAGCCUCCACUCUUCUGGGAAGGCUUUCCACUAGAUGUUGGAACAUUGCUGCGGGGACUUGCUUCCAUUCAACAACAAGAGCAUUAGUGAGGUCGAGCACUGAUGUUGGGCGAUUAGGCCUGGCUCGCAGUCGGCGUUCCAAUUCAUCCCAAAAGUUUUCGAUGGGGUUGAAGUCAGGGCUCUGUGCAGGCCAGUUAAGUUCUUCCACACUGAUCUAGACAUUUCUCCAGAGAACGAACAGUUAUUGUGCUGACGUUGCUUCCGGAGCCAGUUUGGAUCUCGGUAGUGAGUGUUGCAACUGAGGACAGACAUUUUUUACGCGCUUCAGCACUCGGUGGUCCCGUUCUGUGAACUUGUGUGGCCUACCACUUCAGGGCUGAGCCGUUGUUGCUCCUAGACGUUUCCACUUCAGAAUAACAGCACUUACAGUUGACCGUGUCAGCUCUAAUAGGGCAGAAAUUUAACAAACUGACUUGUUCAAAAGGUGGCAUCCUAUGACUGUGCCACGUUGAAAGUAAUUGAGCUCUUCAUUAAGGCCAUUCUACUGCCAAUGACUGUCUAUGGAGUUUGCAUGGCUGUGUGCUUGAUUUUAGAAAACGGGUGAACUAGCCGAAUCCACUAAUUUUGGAGUGUCCACAUACUUUUGUAUAUAUAGUGUAUGUUAUGUCUAGUCUAUGAGACCAUGCUGCAUAGCUGGGGUUGUAUUUUUUUCCCCCACUACAGACGGCUAUACCGUUUCGGCUAUAUCAUAUUGGUUCGCUAAUACAAGACUAGGAAAAGACCCAGUGCACUACAUUUGUGAUUGUUAUAUAUACAGUACCAGUCAAAAGUUUGGACACCAACUCAUUCAAGGGUUUUUCUUUAUUUUUACUAUUUUCUACAUUGUAGAAUAAUAGUGAAGACAUCAAAACUAUGAAACGACACACAUGGAAUCAUGUAGUAAGCAAAAAAGUGUUAAACAAAUAAAAAUAUGUUAGAUUCUUCAAAGUAGCCACCCUUUGCCUUGAUGACAGCUUUGCACACUCUUACCAUUCUCUCAACCAUCUUCCGCUGGAAUGCUUUUCCGACAGUCUUGAAGGAGUUCCCACAUAUGCUGAGCACUUGUUGGCUGCUUUUCCUUCACUCUGCUGUCCAACUCAUCCCAAACAAUCUCAAUUGGGUUAAGGUUGGAUGAUUGUGGAGGCCAGGUCAUCUGAUGUAGCACUCUAUCAAUCUCCUUCUCGGUCAAAUAGAACUUACACAGCCUGGAGGUGUGUUGGGUCAUUGUCCUGUUGAAAAACAAAUGAUAGUCCCACUAAGCGCAAACCAGAUGGGUUGGUGUCUCACUGCAGAAUGCUGUGGUAGCCAUGAUGAUUAAGUGUGCCUUGAAUUCUAAAUAAAUCACAGACAAAUGUCACCAUCACACCACUUCCUUCAUGCGUCACAGUGGGAACCACACAUGCGGAGAUCAUCCGUUCACCUACUCUGCGUCUCAUCAAAGACACAGCGUUUGAACCAAAUAUCUCAAAUUUGGAAUUCAGACCAAAGGACAGAUUUCCACCGGUCUAAUGUCCAUUGCUCGUGUUUCUUGGCCGAAGAAAGUCUCUUCUUAUUGGUGUCCUUUUGUAGUGCUUUCAGCAAUUUGACCAUGAAGGCCUGAUUCACACAGUCUCCUCUGAAUAGUUGAUGUUGAGAUGUCUGUUUCUUGAACUCUGAAGCAUUUAUUUGGGCUGCAAUUUCUGAGGCUGGUAACUCUAAUGAACUUAUCCUCUGCAGCAGAGGUUACUGGGUAUUCCUUUCCUGUGGCGGUCCUCAUGACAACCAGUUUAUCAUAGCGCUUGAUGGUUUUUGCGAUUACACUUGAAGAAACUUUAAAAGUUCUUGAAAUGUUCCAGAUUGACUGACCUUCAUGUCUUAAAGUAAUGAUGGACUGUUGUUUCUCUUUGCUUAUUUGAGCUCUUCUUGCCAUAAUAUAGACUUGGUAUAGACCAAAUAGGGCCAUCUUCUGUAUACCACCCCUACCUUGUCACAACACAACUGAUUGGCUCAAACACAUUAAGAAGGAAAGAAAUUCCACAAAUAAACUUUUAACAAGGCACACAUGUUAAUUGCAUUUCAGGUGACUACAUCAUAAAGCUGGCUGGGAGAAUGCCAAGUGUGCAAAGCUGUCAUAAAGGCAAAGGGUGGCUUCUUUGAAGAAUCUCAAAUAUAAAAUAUAUUUUGAUUUGUUUAACACUUUUUUGGUUACUACAUGAUUCCAUAUGUGUUAUUUCAUAGUUUUGAUGUCUUCACUCUUAUUCUACAAUGUAGAGAAAUAGUACAUAUAAGGAAAACCCUUGAAUGAAUGGGUGUGUCCAAACUUUAGACUGGUACUGUAUAUAUUUUCUAAAAUAAAAUAAUCAGAUUUCUUUCCACACCCUCAGCACCCCUAGGCCUAUAGGCAUGCAUUAUUUUGCAACUUUUUCAAAUCAUAGUUGCAUGUAUCAUGUAGCCUAGCCCAUAGAAUAUAUGUUUUGAGAAGGUUUGUCUCACAACUAAAGUGGCCAAAUAACUCUAUAUCAUAGCCUAUAGCCCUUGGAUCCCUGGGGCCGGGUUGGAGAGCCCAUAGCCUACAGACACUAUAGUGAAACAUGUAUUCUUAUAAACCCAGUCAUCGUGUGUGAAAGCAGAGUUUGCUAUUCGAGUGCAGGCUUCGUAUUACAUGUUGAUUUUUAGUUUUUUUUUUUUUGUGGGCCAUUAAUUUCAAAAUAAUUCCACACAUUUAUCAUAUGUGAAAGACCAGAUGAAAUUGAAAAUAGUCUGAUGGGUGAGAAUAUUAUCAAGUGCUUGACAAAUUGCGAAUGAGAGACGGAUGAAGUGUGUGCAGCCUGCGCAAGAAACAGAGCAGAGCGCAUGCCUUUCAUGCAACCUUUUUCAAAUCAUCAUUACAGCAUUUGUCAGCCUUUGGCUAUAUGUUUUGAUUUCUAAUACAUUCCAAGGUUUGUAUCACAACUACAGUUGCAUAAAUAACUCUAAAUGAAGCAUAUAGGAGGACUUGUUUCAAGUUAUCACUUUGUUAACCGCUCAACACAGAAUAGGGAGUGCAACACGUGUGCACUCCCUCGGACAUCGUUUUGGGGAAAUAUCCAUUCUAUUUUAUUCACCUAUGUUCAGUUGUAUUCUUCUUACUAUGAAAUAAUAUUAAAUAAUUCCACAAGAAUUCUAAGCAAAUCUUGUGUGUUAAAUGAACUAGUCCCACAGCCAUAUGGCAUAGCCAGAUCAGGGGCGAACAUAAGGAUGACUCAGAAUAUACUAUUCUGUUCUUCUGAAAUAGGCUACAUCUUCAUAUAAUUUCUUUAGACCUGCCUAAAAUAGGCUAUAUUACAUGGAUUUAUACAACUUUUGAAAAUGUAGAUGUUCCAAAGGUCCACAUCAGUGGCUUGUAGACUAUGCGUUGAAGCCCGGAGAUGCUAAACGUGUUUAUGUUAAUUAAAGGUCAUUUUAACGUGAACCCAGCAAUUAUUUGCAUGGCAGUUAGGCUGACAAAAUUGCAUGACUGCCACUGCCCUACACACAACACAACAGAUCUCCCAACAAACUGUCAAUGUCCUGCACUGAACAGGGGGCCCGGUCCCAAAUCAACCUCUAGUCCUGGACACUUCUCCUAAGUCCCCUAGUCCUGGACACUUCUCCUAGUCCCCUAGUCCUGGACACUUCUCCAAGUCUCCUAGUCCUGGACACUUCUCCUAGUCCCCUAAUCUUUGGACACUUCUAGUCCCCUAGUCUUGGACACUUCUCCUAGCACCUUAUUCCUGGACACAUCUAAAUGCCCUCUCAUAGAUCUGAAAGAACUAGAAUGGAUGUAUGGAAAUAUCAUGGUAACAACCCUCCUGAAGGGUUAGUUGAAGCUAGUAGGCCACCACUUGUGAUUACACCUGUCUGGUUCUUUCACAUCCAGGAAGGGCCAUGAAGAAGAGUCUAGUCCAUGGGCAUGAGCUAGUGCUGGGGAAGAGGGCUUGAUUUGGGACUGGAAAUGAGGGUCAAAAUCGAUAUGUUCACCCAGUCAGCUUGCAGGCCUUACUGUGUCAGUAUUAUCUUUCGCAUCUUUAACUACCACCACCAAAAACCAGCUCUCUCAUGAACGCGUACUCCCUCAUCCAGCUGCUGUUAUUACAACUGGAAUUUCAAGGUUGACUUAUAAGCUGCUUGUAAGACAUUAUUGAAUAGUUUAACAAGUAAUAACUAUUUGUAAGUCAUUGCUGUAAGUAAGUUGUUCAUGUAUUUAUUAACUUGUAAGGAUCUAUAAUCAGAUAAAUAACAAGCAACAGGCUAUAUACAAUCUAAUGGUUAACCAACUGUGUAAUAAUGUUCAUAAGCAGUUCAUAAGCACACUUUCAAAAGCAUUCAUACUUUUUUUUAUAUAUAUAGGCUACAAACGCUUUAGCACGAAGCAGAAUGCACUUGGAUUUCUAGUUGUGCGAUCACACCAUUGUUUUUCAAAUGUAGCCAUUUUUUCUAACUCACUGAUAUCCUUAAUUUUGCCAAUGUGUGUUGGAUGCAUACUUAGACUAGUGUUUGGGUAGUGUUUGUCAGCACAUGCAUGGGGGCCACUGCCCAGGCCACCGCCUGAGUAAAGAUCAUGCUAUGAUUAAGGCUUAUGUUCAGAGUAACACCCGUGCAGGGUUUGCAGAGGAAGGAAGAGGAGAGACGCUCCACAGAUUUAGCUAGGCAAAUGACCAGAAAAAAACGUAUGUACCCAGAUGCCUGACUGAAAGUGAGAAGUAGUGAAAGAAAAGAGAGGUGGUUUUUAAAGUGCCAAUCGCAUCCCUGAUUUCUGUCCUGCCCUCUGCUCUGUCCUACUCUGCUACAGAUGUCAGGUGGUCUACUGUUCUGUUCAAGUGAACAUGUUUGAUUUACAGACACGGCACCAUAACAGUAUCUUCAGGUUUAAGGGUGUGUAAUGGAGGGAUUAUUUUAAAAUGUUUAUAGGAGAGGGGUUGUGGCUGUAUUAUUAUUAUUAUUAUAUCUUUUAUUUUUCAAUGGCUCAUAGACUGUACAAUCUUAUCCUGCACCUAUUAAUUACUAUUAUUGUUAUGAUUGUUACUAGAGCCAUUGUUCAUAUUGUGUAAUCCCCCCCCCCCCCCCCCCAAAUCCUCUCUCCAUCCCUCGUGUGGUAGAAUGUUUCAGAAGCUGGGGUCAAGUUCAUGUCAAUAAUUCACAACUGAGGGUGCAUCAGAAAUGGCACCCUAUUCCCUAUAUUAUGCACUGUACUGCAUAAGGGAUAGAAUGUCAUUUGGGACAAACUUAGUGUGAUUGACAUGGGGGCGACUUUUUGGAACCUCUGCUAUGUGUGUUUGCACUGGAGUGCUGUGUGUUACUGUGUGAGCCAUCAUCCAUAGAAAACCAAUGGUUGACUGUUGAGGUAGGGUUGAAUUGAGACUCCUUCUGGCCAGUGUGGUUGACUAUCAUAAGCCUACAUGAGACUUAACAACAUGAACAAGAUGCACAGUUUCAGACUGAACCAAAAUGCAAAAGAAGCACCUAUCCUUUCUUCAUUCUUUCUCAAACUAUUUCCCUUGCUCUUCUAUUUGCUGCACCAAAACAAUGAGCGUGGGAGUAGUCACUGGUUCAGAAAUGCAGACAUUUUUAAAAUGUUAAGUAACAUUUCAGAUUUACUUUGUUUUAUCUUGUUGAUUAUUUUAUUUAGUUAUGAUUAGUAAGAAAGUAAUUGUUUAGUGAAAUUUAUGUGACGAGUAUUUGUGUGCCUUAUGCACAAUGUCAAAGAUAUUUAUCAGUUUAGAAUUGACUUGUUCUGGCCCUAUAAUCAUUUUCAGAUUUUCCGUUGUUGCAGAGAGAUCAUGAUAGUGUUAGUCUCCACAGGCAGCAGGUUGAACUGGACAUGACUCCGUUAGGCCCUCGAACUAGACCUGGAGGUGUGAGGGGAAAAGGAGAACACCUUGAACAUUCUGCUCUAAACAGACUAACUAUAGUCAGGGUGUGGAGAGAAGAGGAUAGCCAAUGGUUUUGUACCAAUGUUUGAUAUGGCAGCAUGCUUGGUACUGCCUUCCUCUUCUCUGAUCCGUAGAGCUAGGAACAGUGGAUAGAUGGAAUAGACCAGUCCUUCAACUUGCUCAACUACCCCCCCCCCCCCCCCCCCCCCCCCCCUCCACGCCUGCAGUGCAAAUAUGGUGUCUGUGUCCUCUCUGUUUAAGUGUGCCUGUUUUCGAGAGAGAGAAUGUCUGAAAUAGCAUGUUGUCCACUAGGGGAGUAGAGUGUUAUUUCAGCUUCAGCCCAUAGACCACCUCAGUUGAAGCCAAUGCCUCACCUCUGUACGAGCUUUAACUCAUUCUCAAUGUUAAAAACCAUGCCCCACGAGCCAGGUCAAGGUAUGGCCAUGUCUAUGACACAAAUAAAUAUAUCCCUUUCAGUUAUUUUGAAGGGGAAACUACCUGAAGAAUAUACAUUUCUCUUUCUCAAGUGUUUUAUCUUUUUAAAGUUUUUUUUUUUUUAAUACAUCGUUAUGUUUAUUACAGACAAAUGUUUGUAAGAAAAUAAAUCAUGCAUUUUAAUAUUUUGUCAUGCUGCAAAGUGCACCAUUUAUUACAUUUUUAUUUAAUUAAAAUAAAGAAUACAUUUCUUUCUAUUUUUAAUCUGUAGUUUGGUGGAAUACUUUUGCUAGUUAGAAUUUUUUAAAUAUUGUAUAUUUCCAACAUUGCUUCCUGUUAUCAUGUUAAUAAAGUGUUCAUGCAAAUUGAGAAACACCUGACAAACUUUAAACAGAUGUCAAAAUAUAUACAUGUAUUACAUUUACAUUUAAGUCAUUUAGCAGACGCUCUUAUCCAGAGCGACUUACAAAUUAUGUAUAUUGAAUUGAGUAGACUACAGUGUGCGGACAACUUCUGGACCAGGCAUUGUGUAUACUAAUAGUAGCAACAAAAUGUUAUAUUCUUUGUUCCUUAAACUAUUUAAUAAGAUGUUACAAAAUUAA
Messenger RNA from Oncorhynchus nerka (sockeye salmon), 11039 nucleotides. It is a transcript of the gene slc23a2, whose product is annotated as solute carrier family 23 member 2. Gene Ontology annotation, cellular component: membrane. Bases 354 to 2489 code for a protein of 711 amino acids. The transcript has 16 exons. Lineage: Eukaryota; Metazoa; Chordata; Actinopteri; Salmoniformes; Salmonidae. Gene Ontology annotation, biological process: L-ascorbic acid metabolic process; transmembrane transport. Gene Ontology annotation, molecular function: transmembrane transporter activity. The record is from RefSeq and is a predicted model, not a curated record.